GCAAACGUCAACCGUCUAUCACCAUUAUACUUAUUGCAAGGCAUGAUAUUUCAACUGCAUACACAUAUCUCAAACCUGGGAACUUCUCCUCGUAUUCGCGAUUCAACAGGCUCAGAUGCUGAGCCGUUCCAUGUUGCCCCGCCAUGCUCAGGUUCGCCUGUUCCGCCUUGCUAAAUUCGCUCAGAGGCCGCUCUUCCUGCCCUUUGGAAGCUUCACUUUCCGCACUCCUAGAUGCCGGCGCUUUCUCCCCAAGUCGUGGGUGCGAGCCUAGAAUAUCCAGGAGUACAGUUCGGUCGUCAGGCGCUUUGGAGGAAGCGAGAGAGAUGAGCCUUGCCCUGACCAGGUCGAUCAAGGCUUCGUAUGAAAUGCAUUUCUGCUGAAGAAGUAGUGAUUCCGUGAGAGAAUGUAAGUGUUUGGAAGGCUCGAAGAGUGUAUCGAGGAUCUGGUUGCAAUCCGAAGGCCGGAGUGCGGGGAGCGUACUGAUGUCUGGUAACGUGAAGGUAUUCAUAGUUGCCAAAAGCUGAAUGUUCUAGUCUAGACAAGCUGAUAAUGCUGCUAUCACGGGUCUCGAGGCUUCUGUAUGGGAUAAGGUGCGGGCGGUUAGUGAUUUGUUGAUGCUCCCUUUAUUUAUCAAUGACAUAUUCCCAUGUCGAUCUGGGCUAUGACGAAGUUCGGAUGCCCCAAACCCUAACUAAGUGGGAUCGUCGCCUGCCAGCAAAUGGGAGCUUCGACGCUGGCUUGUGUUAGGCCUGGCCAGUUCAGUUUCUCGCGGCUCGAGGACUCGCGAGUAACUUUGCCGAUGUGGAAGUGCAGGAUCUUCGCAGAGCCACUUGAAUCGCCGGUAAUACAAAUGGAAGUUCAACACUUUGUCAACAGUACCCUCAUUUCUUUUUUGUGAGACAUCUUGCAGGGGAUGGGAUCUGACCUGGCGAUAAAACUGGUAAGCUUGUGACCCAAGCUUGGCCGUGCUUGGCGCGAAUCUCGUUUCCCGACGUCAACGCAAAUUCCGACAUCACUUCCACCUCAUAUUUGAUACUGCGUGGGAUCACCAACGUCGCUGGCGAUAUACACCGCGCACCCGGUUUUGGCUAGAACGAGCUUCAUUUCCUACAAUCGCCAUAAAAUCAAACUCUGCAAACUCUUAACAUAGAAAUCCUGUCCCAGAAACCAGGUCGGGCGCCAUCUCGCGCACCCACUCCGCCGAAAUGCCCUACCUCACCACCUCCCAAGACUUCCUCAAACAAUCCUCCCUCCUCCUCGAAGCAUACCCGCACACCACCCGGAUAACAACAAAAUACUCCUACCCCAAGCCGUCCCACAAAUCCAAACCCACCACAGCCACAGCGACAACCUCAACCUCUUCCUCACAGCCCGUUUCCAAGCCAGCUACCCUAACUCUAAAAACAUACAACCCCUAUAAUGGCAUAUGUCUAAAAUACCGCACCACCAAAGCCGCGGAAGUUAGCCGUCUCAUCGCCGGACUCGGACGUCUCGCGUCCGGCGCGCCCAUAGCGGACGCUACUAGCUCCACCCCUUCCGCACCACCAGCCCAACAGGGCCAGUCGCAUGCUGUAUCGGGCGUGUCGGGCGGAGAUGCGGACAUGCUUGAUGUUUCUGUUGUGGCUGGUGGUGUAGCGGGAACUGGAAAUGUUACGUCGAGCGCUACGAAAGGAAAUGGAGGGGGCGGCGGGAAGAAAAAGAAAGGCGGCAAGGGAAAAAGAUAAGUUGCGAGGGAGAGCUGUUGGGUCUUUAGCUUGAGUAGGUUUGGGAUUCCGUGAUCAAAUCAGUAUCUCCUGCGCUCUAUUCAAAGUUGCGCUAUAUGUCUACACCGCGAUAAUUGGUGAAUUACUAGCUUGGGAGGUGAUCGUUUCGUUAAAUUUAUUACGAAAUAGCCGGAUGCUACUCUCCAAUAUCAUUUAAAUUUCUGUUUUUAAG
Coccidioides immitis RS is the source of this 1935-nucleotide messenger RNA. RefSeq lists its product as uncharacterized. Gene Ontology annotation, cellular component: signal recognition particle, endoplasmic reticulum targeting. Gene Ontology annotation, biological process: SRP-dependent cotranslational protein targeting to membrane. Lineage: Eukaryota; Fungi; Ascomycota; Eurotiomycetes; Onygenales; Onygenaceae. Bases 1206 to 1724 code for a protein of 172 amino acids. The transcript is spliced from 2 exons. The record is from RefSeq and is a predicted model, not a curated record.